Lepisosteus oculatus (spotted gar) is the source of this 4544-nucleotide messenger RNA. The record is from RefSeq and is a predicted model, not a curated record. Lineage: Eukaryota; Metazoa; Chordata; Actinopteri; Semionotiformes; Lepisosteidae.
CAAUGCGUUCAGCGAAUUCAGUGUCCCAGCACACGGCAGCAGCCAUGAACUGGAGUAAGGGCGGGCCAGGGGGCAAGAGGGGCUUUGGCUUUGGGGGGUUCACCCUGGCCACGGGCAAGAAAGAGGAGCCCAAGCUGCCGCAGCAGUCCCAUUCGGCGUUUGGUGGGGGUAGCUCCGCGGCGGGGUUUGGCAAAGGCCAGCAGCUGCCUGCCUUCUACAAGAUCGGAUCCAAGAGGGCCAACUUUGACGAGGAGAAUGCCUACUUUGAGGAUGAUGAAGAGGAAUCCAGCAACAUGGACCUGCCCUACAUCCCAGCCGAGAAUUCCCCCACAAGGCAGCAGUUCCAGUCCAGAGAAGGGGGCUCGGACAGCGAGGAGGACCCUUUGGAUGCCUUUAUGGCCGAGGUCGAGGACCAGGCAGCCAAAGACAUGAGGAAACUCGAAGAGAAAGACAAAGAAAAGAAAAGUGUAAAGGGUAUACGAGAUGACAUUGAAGAGGAAGAUGAUCAAGAGGCGUACUUUCGGUACAUGGCGGAGAACCCUACUGCGGGGGUGACCCAGGAGGACGAAGAGGACAACGUUGAAUAUGACAGUGACGGAAACCCCAUCGCGCCCACCAAGAAGAUCAUCUUGCCCCUCGCCCCCAUUGACCACUCAGAGAUUGAUUAUCUACCCUUUGAGAAGAACUUCUACAAUGAGCACGAGGAGCUAAGCAGCCUGACUCCCACCCAGGUGGUGGAACUGCGUCAGAAGCUCAACCUGCGAGUGUCUGGCGCAGCCCCUCCCAAGCCCUGUACCAGCUUUGCCCAUUUUGUGUUUGAUGAGCAGCUGAUGCACCAGAUCCGCAAGUCCGAGUACACCCAGCCCACGCCCAUCCAGUGUCAGGGGGUUCCUAUAGCGCUGAGUGGCAGAGAUAUGAUUGGCAUCGCCAAGACCGGCAGUGGGAAGACGGCCGCCUUCAUCUGGCCGAUGUUGGUUCACAUUAUGGACCAGAAGGAGCUGGAGCCUGGGGACGGGCCCAUCGCCAUCAUCGUGUGUCCCACCAGGGAGCUGUGCCAGCAGAUCCAUGCCGAGUGUAAGCGCUUUGGAAAGGCCUACAACCUGCGCUCAGUGGCAGUGUAUGGUGGAGGCAGCAUGUGGGAGCAAGCCAAGGCUCUGCAAGAGGGGGCUGAGAUUGUGGUGUGCACUCCGGGUCGUCUAAUUGACCAUGUGAAAAAGAAAGCCACAUCACUGCAGAGAGUCACAUAUCUGGUCUUUGAUGAGGCAGAUCGUAUGUUUGAUAUGGGAUUUGAAUACCAAGUCAGAUCUGUUGCUGGUCACGUCCGUCCAGACAGGCAGACUCUUUUGUUCAGUGCAACAUUCCGGAAGAAGAUCGAGAAACUUGCUCGAGAUAUCCUGGUUGACCCCAUCCGUGUUGUGCAAGGCGACAUCGGAGAGGCCAAUGAGGACAUUACCCAGCUGGUGGAGGUGCUGCCCAGCGGUCUGGAGAAGUGGGGGUGGCUGACCCGCCGGUUGGUGGAGUUCACCUCUUCCGGCUCCGUACUUAUCUUUGUCACCAAGAAAGCCAAUUCUGAUGAGCUGGCCACCAACCUCGACCAAGAGGGCUACAAGAUCGGCCUGCUGCACGGAGAUAUGGACCAGAGCGAGAGGAACAAGGUCAUCGCGGACUUCAAGAAGAAGAGCUUGCCAGUUCUGGUGGCCACUGAUGUGGCUGCUCGUGGUCUGGACAUCCCGUCUAUAAAGACCGUGGUGAAUUACGACGUGGCUCGGGACAUCGACACGCACACUCACCGCAUCGGCCGUACGGGCCGAGCUGGGGAGAAGGGCGUGGCCUACACCCUGCUCACCACCAAGGACGUGAACUUCGCUGGGGAUCUGGUGCGCAACCUGGAGGGAGCUAACCAACACGUCUCGAAGGAACUCAUGGACUUGGCUAUGCAGAACCCCUGGUUCAGGAAGUCUCGGUUUAAAGGAGGGAAAGGCAAGAAGCUGAACAUCGGCGGUGGAGGGCUGGGAUACCGGGAGCGGCCUGGGCUCGGAGCAGACACAUCAGACCGCAGCGGCGGUGCUGUGAUGUGUAAUUAUGAGGCCUACAAACCUUCCUCAGGUGCCAUGGGAGACAGGAUGUCAGCAAUGAAAGCAGCCUUCCAGGCUCAGUACAAGAACCAUUUUGUUGCGGCAUCUGGCUUUCCUCCCAAGCUGAGUAACUCUACAAGCAGCACUUCGGGUUGGACCAGCGCUGGCAGCUUGAGCUCGGUGCCCACGGGCAACGCCCAGGCCUCAAGCAGUCAGGAGGAGCUGAAGAUGGUGCCUCCUUCAGGGAUGGGGUCACCCCCAACACUGAGUAUGGGGACCAAGAUGCCAGGGUUUUCCAGUGCCGGGGCUCUCAGUUCCGUCUCUGAUAGCUAUGCCAAUGUGCCGCAGGGCUACCCAACUCCCUCCCCUCCCUCACCACGAGAGGGAUCCAAAGACCGGUAUGGGGACAGCAGGGGGCGCUACGGGGACAGCCACUACCGGCAUUCUGAUCGAGAACGGCACUCCGACCGGGAUCGCUAUGCAGACAGGGAAAGGCACUCCGACCGGGACCGCUAUGGGGGAGACCGGGACCGUUAUGGAGGAGACCGGGACCGCUAUGCCGGUAGUGGGCGCCACGCAGACAGCCGGAACGGAGAGGCCGGAAGGAGGGACAGGGAGGGUCGAGGGGAUAGGGGGGAGAGGGGUGGGGAGAGGGCAGGUGAGGUGGAGGACAGCUUUGCUGUGCCUGAUCCUCCCAAGCGCAAGAAGAGCAGGUGGGACAAUUAAACUAGCUCCAGACUCACUGGUGUUGGGUGGGGGUCGGCACUCAUAGAUGAAACAGACCAAUCUGGCCAUUCAUUAGGGAUAAUAACCUAAUAAACACAUUUACAUAGAAGGAAAGGUAUAUGAGACUUAUUUUUUCCAUAGAUGAGAUGUAGGCUACAUCUGAAAGAGUACCUUGGAAUGAACAGAAUCUCAUAAGACUCUUAUAAGGAUAUGCAUCAUAGUUAAUAUGGCUGUUACAUUCUGCAAAUGAUAUUCUGCAGGAAGGAAAGAGUUGGUUGAAGCCUAUCUGCUCAGAGCCUUGAUGUAAUUCCAGUUCAGUGGAUCUGAUGCAAACUGGACUGUACCCAUGCAAGUCUACCCUCCUGAUUGUCCAUCCCAGGGUGGAAACUAUGAAUGAAUGCUGAGGGUCAAUUUUCCAACCUUGGAAGAAGGUGGGGUGGAGUCUCCAAGACCAUCAUGACCCUAAUGAAGAGGCCGGACAGUGUGUGUGUUCGUCAAAAAUGAGUGUCACUGCGUGAAAUCAAAAGCUUUUUCUUUUUUUUAAAGUAUUUUGUGUGGAUCUGUUAUAAUGUGAAUAGUUCAGUAAUCGCAUCUAAGUGCUAUGUUAACAAAAGCUUUGUUGAAAUUUUAACAAGUGCCAGAUGGUACUUUUUAGGGUUAAUCUGCCAUCUUAUUUUGGCACAUUGGAUCCCUAGUCUUUUCUGAAAACUUCUUUCUUCAGUGUUUUUUUUUCUUUGCAAGGAGUGAAGGUUUGUAAGAGUUCUAGUAGAAUUGUGAGGGUUUUGACAACUUUUGUUUUUAACUUCCCCUUUGAGAUUUCGGUUCUUAAUUUGCCGCUGAAAUACAAUUUCUUUCCAUGACCACUUUGAUGCAAAACUCAAGUUGUCUUAGGUGUAUGAGUAGCAGCCACGGCUAAUCUGACAAGGCCAUUGGACAUUAAUGCCUGUAUAUUAUAUAUACAAGUAAAAGAAAUAGACCUUUUCUAAAUUAGUUGGGUUGGAGGCUACAAUGAUAUAGAUUUGGAAUACAGCGAUUCUGCUCCAAUUGAACAAUUUCAGGUUUGAACAAGAAACUCCUUGAUUUUUGGGAAAACCCUUUAGCACAGCAAACCUUUUGCAGGUACUCCAGUACAUGGUAGUUUUUUUACAGAGGUCAGGGACUUAGGGAAUUGGCUGUCACCAGGAUCAUGCACAGUGCAGUAUGGAAUGUGAUUAUCAAAUAGCUGUGCUGUCGGGAUCUGCUCCCUGUGCAAAUGGACUGUCAGGGGCUGUCAGUCAGUUCAGGAUUUCUCAGUCCCCACGUGUCUGCAGGUUUUUAAUAUAGAUGAACUAUUAAUAACAUAUCACAUCAUAAAACAGAAAUCCCUGUGUGAUACCUGCAAAGGGAUACACUUUGAACUCUGGUAAAGAAUAGUUGUUGGUUAGCAGGUUUAAAUAAACAUGAAUGGUGCAGUACAGAAGUAAAGUGUACAUCCAAGCCUUGAGGAAGGAUAAUGAAACAUUUAGGUUUAUUUUUUUAACUUCUUUACAGUGAUGAAUUCUGAUCUGUCCUGGAAUCUCAUGGAAAGUUACAUCAUGUACUAAACCGGAUAGAAGUCAGAGGUUUCUGCACUCCUGUGUUUUUUUCCUGUAUUAAGUAUCUUUUCAAUAUGUACAUAUUUAAAGUAGUAUUAAUUUACUGCUCCUGCAUACUGUCAGUUCUGAUGAUUUUAUUUUCCAAUAAAGUCAUGUUUGUUUUGAUGUG